UUCAUCCGGACAUCCACGGGUUGGCAGCGUCUCGAGUGGAUCCAUUUCUCCGUCAACAUGAAACUCAUCGCUCUCCUCAUGGUCCUGAGCCUCGCACUCGGAUCCCAGGCCUACCUGUUCCCCUGGCAGGAAGAGCACCGGACGAGGUUGGAACAGGCGAAGGAUGCCUUCUGGGAGUACGUCAGCCAGAUGAGUAACAUGGCCAAGGAGACGCUGGAGGCGGUGAAACAGUCAGAACUGGGGCAGGACCUCAAUGAGCGGAUCGCCCAGAGUGUCAACAGCGCCAACCUGUAUGCAGCAGAGGUGAGCGAGAAAGUGCAGCCCCUGGCCCAGGAACUGGUGGAGCAGCUGAGCGCCAACGCCGAGAUGAUGCGCCAGCAGAUCGCCCGCAACCUGGCCGAAGUGAACCAGCGCCUCUCGCCCUACGCUGAGCAGCUGCGGGAGCAGCUGAGCGCCCACGUCACCAAGCUCGGCCACUCCCUGAAGGAUCAGGUGGACAUCAAUGCCGAGGCGAUGGGCCAGGAGCUCCGGGAGAUGGUCCGGCUCAGUGUGGAGGCCUUUGAGGAGAAGAUGGCACCCUACUCGGCUGAGGUCCAGCUCAAGGUCAACCAGGGCAUCGAGCAGUUCCAGCAGGGCCUGGUUCCCUUCGUGGAGGAGAUGCAGGCCAAGGUGGUGCAGCACGCCCAGGAGCUGCAUGAGAACCUCCGGCCCUACGCUGAGGACGUCAGCGAACAGCUCUCCACCUACGACCACAACGUGCGGCAGAAGAUCAACGCCAUCCUGGAGGAGAUCCAGAAGGAGAACUGA
This is a messenger RNA of Pristis pectinata (smalltooth sawfish), 807 nucleotides long. RefSeq names its product apolipoprotein A-IV-like. Gene Ontology annotation, cellular component: extracellular region; chylomicron; high-density lipoprotein particle. The transcript is spliced from 4 exons. Bases 58 to 807 code for a protein of 249 amino acids. Gene Ontology annotation, molecular function: cholesterol binding; phospholipid binding; phosphatidylcholine-sterol O-acyltransferase activator activity. NCBI's taxonomy places the organism in Eukaryota, Metazoa, Chordata, Chondrichthyes, Rhinopristiformes, Pristidae. The record is from RefSeq and is a predicted model, not a curated record. Gene Ontology annotation, biological process: reverse cholesterol transport; phospholipid efflux; lipoprotein metabolic process.